Dromiciops gliroides (monito del monte) is the source of this 781-nucleotide messenger RNA. It is a transcript of the gene TREM1, whose product is annotated as triggering receptor expressed on myeloid cells 1. The record is from RefSeq and is a predicted model, not a curated record. The coding region runs from base 46 to 750 and encodes 234 amino acids. Gene Ontology annotation, biological process: neutrophil chemotaxis; cytokine production involved in immune response; chemokine production. NCBI's taxonomy places the organism in Eukaryota, Metazoa, Chordata, Mammalia, Microbiotheria, Microbiotheriidae. The transcript is spliced from 4 exons.
CUAGGCACAGCCUACCACUGAUUAAAUCAAGCAGCCAAGGAUAAGAUGGAAAAGACAAGAAUCUGGACAUCUCAGCAGCUGUUGUUGCUGUUACUGCUUAUCAAUGACUCAGGAUUACAAUAUCUCCAGUGCAGAGAAGAGGGAGAAGAUGCAACUCUGCAAUGUGCCUACAACAUUAUGAAAUAUUCUUUGUCCCUGAAGGCCUGGCAGAGACUUGGAAGCAAUGACCAACCAGAGACCCUGAUACAAACGAGUAACACGAAAGGGGAGUUCAGUCAGGUCCGGGUUGGCAAGUAUCUGCUGAUGGAUGAUCCUGAUAAUUCCAUGAUGAAUUUCACAAUCAUGAGAUUCCAGAAGCAGGACUCUGGAAUAUACCGAUGUAUUAUCAAUCAGCCAUCCCAGGAACCCAUUGUCCUGCGUGACCCCUUCCAACUGUCUACAUGUGAUGCUAACACUGCAAUUACCACCAGAAUACCCACAGCCCAGAGACUCACUCCCAGAAGAGAAGAACCCUCAACUAUUUUGGCCACUGAAAGGAAGUCUCUGCCAAACCCAAGUUUCCACACUCAGGCCCCAGUCAAAAGCACUGCCCACAGUCUCACUACAACUCUUGGAGCCAAACACAAUGAUACAAGUUUCCCUGUUCACAGGUUUUCUGAUGUGCUUGCUGUGACAUUUGGGAUACUUUUGAAUAAGAUUCUGGUAUUCAUCACCUUAUAUUUUCUCAUUCGAAAGAAGACUAGGUGCUAGCACCCUUGUGACUUACCUUCCUUGAAGCAUA